AUGGUUCAGCUCGGGGGCGGCCGCCGAGCCCCUCCGGUCCCGGCCGCGCCGCCGGCCUUCAGCAUCGACAGCAUCCUGCAGCCCGGCCCUCGCCGCCCGGCCAGGGAGCAGGGCAGAGCCCGCUGCGCGCUGCCGGAGGAAGAGGAGGAGGAGGAGGAAGAGGAGGGAGAGGGGCCUGAGGAGCAAGACCCCAGUAAAGGCUCCAGCGACUCGGGCAGCGAGCCCUGCCGGCUCCGGGCAGAAGGGACGAGCCGCGGCCUCCGCCCCGAGGGCGGCGAUGCGGGGUCCCCGUUCCCCACGGAGGGACUACCCGGUCCCCGGCAGCCGCCGCCGCGAGAGGCCGGGGGCUCCGGAGCGGAGAACGGCAGGUCCUCGGCGGCGGGCGGCAGGAAGAAGACGCGGACCAUCUUCUCCAAGAGCCAGGUGUUCCAGCUGGAGUCCACCUUCGACGUGAAGCGCUACCUGAGCAGCUCCGAGAGGGCCGGGCUGGCCGCCGCGCUGCACCUCACCGAGACCCAGGUGAAGAUCUGGUUCCAGAACCGCCGCAACAAACUCAAGAGACAAAUGUCAUCCGAGCCCGAGGGCCAGGGGCCGGGGCCGGCCGCGCCCCCCGGGGAGCCGCAGCCCCCCGCGGCCGCCUCGGCUCUCUCCUUCCCGUCCCUGUACAAGGACAGCCCCCUGCUCAGCCGCUGCUUGCUGCCGCUGCCUUUCCCCCUGCUCUGCCCGGGCAGCGCCGUCCCCUACCUCUGCCUCCCCGGGCCGGGCAAACACUUCAGCCUGCUGGACGGGGACGUAUAG
Cinclus cinclus is the source of this 798-nucleotide messenger RNA. Its product is annotated as homeobox protein HMX1-like. NCBI's taxonomy places the organism in Eukaryota, Metazoa, Chordata, Aves, Passeriformes, Cinclidae. The transcript is spliced from 2 exons. Gene Ontology annotation, cellular component: nucleus. Gene Ontology annotation, molecular function: RNA polymerase II transcription regulatory region sequence-specific DNA binding; DNA-binding transcription factor activity, RNA polymerase II-specific. Gene Ontology annotation, biological process: regulation of transcription by RNA polymerase II. The record is from RefSeq and is a predicted model, not a curated record. The coding region runs from base 1 to 798 and encodes 265 amino acids.